Messenger RNA from Spirometra erinaceieuropaei, 267 nucleotides. The record is from the annotation of a GenBank genome assembly. NCBI's taxonomy places the organism in Eukaryota, Metazoa, Platyhelminthes, Cestoda, Diphyllobothriidea, Diphyllobothriidae.
AUGGACCUGUUCUCCGCCGUCUGCGAGAACUUCGUUCUGGUCAUUAACAAGCAGAAGACGGUGGUGAUGCACCAACCGCCACCUAACUCAGCCACAGCUCACAACGCGUCGCCGCAAAUCAGCGUGAACGGAACCCAACUGCAAGUGGUGGAGAAGUUGCGGUACCUGGACAGUACUCUCUCCCGGAACACCAAGAUCGGCGACGAAGUCGGCAACAGGAUCUCGAAAGCCAGUCAAGCCUUUGGUCGCCUCCAAAGCACAGUUUGA